UAUGGAGCACGCUCCGGCGAAUUCCUUCCUCAAAGUGAUACCCUAGCAGCGAAUGGUGCCCCAUGGACCUGUAAACAAGUGACUGGGUCACCUAGGCACAUGUCUGCGUGUCAAGCGGACGAGAGUGAAACGUUUACAAGGAACUGGGGUUGCAAUAUACCAACCUAUCCGGACUUCUUAUUCAGCUUUGCGACAACUCCAGGAUACAUGGCUUGGAGGUCAACAGAGAAGGGGUCAAUCUACGUGGAAGCCAUUUGUAACGCCUUCGAAAAGAGCUUCAAUGCUGUCGACAAGGUGGACGUGACAGAAGUUUUAAAUAAUGCAGCUCGGCAAGUAGCGAUAGAAUUUGAGACGCAGUCCAGCGAUGCGGUAUUCACCAGAUGCAAACAAGCUUUAUGUUACUUUUCCACUCUGACACAAUCAUUGUACAUCACUCCACCGAAGCAGGGACCAUAAACUGAACGAGCGUAGAAAUGCGGGGUACGGAACACACGGAACGCAGCAGUUGGUUUGUGCACUUCCUCGUCCGUGUCCCUGGCUACGUUCCGCGUAUCAUUAUGUACAGGGACCAUAGUUUGGAGAACAUUAAAACGGAAUUUUGCUCGAAAUAAAAAUGUAC
Molecule: messenger RNA, 619 nt
Organism: Ornithodoros turicata
Lineage: Eukaryota; Metazoa; Arthropoda; Arachnida; Ixodida; Argasidae
Product: caspase-3-like
Exons: 3
Coding region: 100-456 (118 amino acids)
Biological process (GO): proteolysis
Molecular function (GO): cysteine-type endopeptidase activity
Source: RefSeq, a predicted model, not a curated record